Camellia sinensis is the source of this 906-nucleotide messenger RNA. The record is from RefSeq and is a predicted model, not a curated record. NCBI's taxonomy places the organism in Eukaryota, Viridiplantae, Streptophyta, Magnoliopsida, Ericales, Theaceae.
AUGACAUUUGGAAGAUUUGGUAGCUGUUGGACACCUCCAGGAAUACAUCAAUCCAGACAAGAUCAUGACCGAACAGGGAAACCCCCAACCACAACCAAAGGCCAAGCAUCUCCCUUGAUUGGUCAUCAACGUGAUCCAUGGCACAACCAGUCUCGAGCAGGAGGAAGUACUUCAAGAGGAAAUUGCAAAAGCUGCACAGAUUCAGCAAGUAAUAUCAAUCGGUCCUGUACUGAAAAAGAAACUUCAGCUACUGGAUUUGCUGAGGAAAAAUAUAGAGGUAUUUGUAUGGUUGACCUACGAUACCUUGGCUUGGACCCUAAAUUUGCCUGCCAUAAACUCAAUGUCAAUCCUUCAGCUCGACCUGUCAUACAGAAGAGCAGAAGAUUCUCAAUUCAGCAUACCAAAGUAGUGAUUGCAGAAAUGGAUAAGCUCCUAAUAGCGGGGGCAAUUCGGGAGGUCCAGUACCCGCAGUGGUUAUCUAAUAUAGUUGUAGUAAAGAAAAAGAAUGGAAAAUGGAGAGUCUGUGUUGAUUUUACUUGUCUCAAUAAAAUACCUCUGUUCUGCCCAUACCAAGAGAAAAUAACGUUUAUCACUCCAAGAGGCACCUACUGUUACAAGGCAAUGCCAUUUGGCCUUAAAAAUGCCGAAGCAACUUACCAGAGGAUGGUGACUCGGAUGUUUAAAAAUCAGCUCGGACAGACUAUGGAAGCAUAUAUAGAUGGCAUGGUGGUCAAAAAGCAAGCUUGCUAUGAACCACCUCGUCGAUCUAAAAGAAGUUUUCAGCAUCCUGAAAACCCAUCAACUUCACCUCAAUGCCUCGAAAUGCGCUUUCAUAGUAGGAACAGGGAAGUUCUUGGGCUAUAUGGUUACUCACAGAGGAAUCGAAGCAAACCCAGAUUAGAUUAA